CUAUACACAAAUUUCUUACCAAAAAGAGCCAGAUCUUCAGAUUCUGGCUGGAUAUGCACAGGGAAAAAAGAAGAAAGCACAAAUAAUGCAUGAAUAUUUAAAUGGCAUAUACGGGUGAUGAUGAUGACAACCCGAACAACUCCUCCUCUCUCAACAACCUUCACCUACUGUUUAUAUAUUUAUAAACUUAAUAAAAACAAUAUCAACAAGCCGGCUGCUAAUAUGAUAAUUCAUCCAUUGGUUGACAUUUUCCUUUCUUGAAAAUUUUGAGCCGCCUGUCAUUUCGCCUUUCUGAUUUCCCACAAGUUUUCUGUUUUCGGAAACAAAAACAACCAAAAACAGUGAAAAAAGCAACAUUUCUAUCUACAACCCAACUCUUAUCUUGUAUAGAAACUUCUGUUUCGUGUUAAAGUUCUCUGCUUUUGAUUUUCUUUGGUCAUAUCAAUCAUGACUGUUUCUCCGAGGGUUAUUCCGCCUAGGAAACGACGGCCAUCGGCCGAAGCAUUUAUAUCUCCGAAAUUGUCAGACCGUAAACUGGUUGAAUCUCUUUACGUUUUAUCUCAAGAAAUCUCGUGUCUCAGGCCUCUCCAGUUCCUUCUGAAACGGAAUUCUCUUUCAAUCAUACGCAAGGCGAAGCUGUUGACCGUCUUAUUCGAAGAGCUUUGGGGUAAUCAAGUUUCUCCUUUUUCGCCUUCAACCCUUCUCUGUUUUGAAGAAAUGUACAUUGUUUUGCAAAGAAUGAAGACGUUGAUUGAAGAUUGUUGGAACGGCAGCAAGAUGUGGCUGCUCGUGCAAAUCGAAACGGUGGCUAAUAGUUUUCACGAGGUUACCAUGGAUUUAUCAACUUUGUUAGAUAUUUUGCAUCUAAAAGAACUGGACUUGAGCCAAGAUGUUGAAGACGUCGUCGUUUUGAUUAGAAACCAGUGUUCUUCUCACAGCCAAGCCAGCUCUGUAGAUCCAAGAGACAGUACUCUGAGGCUACAGGUCUUAACAUUGCUUGAACAAAUCAAGAGAGUGAUCGUUCCUGAUCAUUCGAAACUUCAUGUAAUUUUCCAAAGCUUAGGUUUACGCGACGCCUUUAUUUGCAGGGAAGAAAUUGAGAGUCUUGAAGCCGAAAUUCAGAAUCAAAUCGAUCAGAAAUCAAAGCAUCUUGCCGUCGCAUUAAUCGGACUGGUUCGCUACUCGAAAUGCGUUCUUUUCGGCGAGUCAACGCAAAAAUCAGAUGCAAUUCGGCGCCGGAGAAGGAAAUCGGUUGUGGAGGCGAAUGUGCCGGCUGAUUUUCGUUGCCCGAUAAGUCUGGAGCUGAUGAAGGACCCGGUUGUCGUGGCCACCGGACAGACGUAUGAUCGCCAGUCGAUUAAUGUCUGGAUCGAAUCAGGACACAACACGUGUCCAAAGACAGGUCAGACAAUGGUCCACACGAUUUUGAUACCUAACGCCGCUUUGAAGAAUUUGAUAGCUGUGUGGUGCCGCGAGCAGGGAAUACCUUUCGAAUACGCGGCAAGUAACGAGAAAGUUAACGGAGUUAUAACUAACAAGGCGGCUUUAGAAGCUACCAAGAUGACGGCGUCCUUUUUGAUUAAUAAAUUGUCAGCCUCUCAGUCAAUGGAGCCAGCAAACGAUGUCGUUUACGAGCUUCGAGUGCUUGCCAAAACAGACUCUGGCAGCCGCACCUGCAUUGCCGAAGCUGGGGCUAUCCCUUUGCUUGUAAGGUACUUAGGUUCGGAUGUAGGUGCGAAUUUUCCAAACCUCCAGGUCAAUGCCGUUACAACGAUCCUCAACUUGUCCAUUCUUGAAGCAAACAAAACGAGAAUAAUGGAAACCGAUGGCACAUUAAGCGGAGUAAUUGAGGUGUUGAGAUCAGGCGCGACGUGGGAAGCGAAAGGAAAUGCGGCAGCCACGAUAUUCAGUUUAUCAGGUGUAGACGCGCACAGGAAAAGACUGGGCAGGAAAACACGUGUCAUAAUGGGAUUAAUGGACUUGGCUAAGAACGGGCCCACGAGUUCCAAGAGGGACGCCUUGGUGGCAAUUUUGAAUUUGGCAGGAGACAGAGAGACCGUCAUCAGAUUGGUUGAAAACGGAAUCGUAGAGAUGAUAUGUGAAGUCAUUAAUGUGUUACCGGAGGAGUCGAUAACGAUUCUGGAAGCAGUGGUGAAAAAAGGUGGUCUGGCGGCGAUUGCCGAAACUUAUAAUUUGAUUAAAAAACUAGCGGUUUUAUUAAGGGAAGGAUCUGAUACGACAAGAGAGAGUGCAGCAGCUACACUUGUGACUAUUUGUAGAAAAGGAGGAUCAGAAAUGGUGGCGGAGCUGGCAACAGUGCUCCGAAUUGAGAGAUUUAUCUGGGAAUUGAUGGAAACCGGAACUUCGAGGGCUCGAAGAAAGGCGGCGUCACUCUUGAGAAUUCUCAGGAGAUGGGCUGCUGGGCUGGAUGCAUACAGUACUUCCUCUACAACCGGUACUACUACUGUCACUUCUUCAACAAUACUAUUCCCUAGCUAGCUAACAGUGUUGUGGCUGAAUUACAAUCUCAUUUGUCCAAUUGUAAAUGGUUGGAAUAAGUUGAAAAAAAAAUUGUUCUUUGUUUUGUAAUACUUGAAAAAUCAAUUUACUUGGCUCAUUCGUUGAA
Molecule: messenger RNA, 2626 nt
Organism: Mangifera indica (mango)
Lineage: Eukaryota; Viridiplantae; Streptophyta; Magnoliopsida; Sapindales; Anacardiaceae
Product: U-box domain-containing protein 16-like
Exons: 1
Coding region: 448-2499 (683 amino acids)
Biological process (GO): protein ubiquitination; cell surface receptor signaling pathway
Cellular component (GO): nucleus; cytoplasm
Molecular function (GO): protein binding; ubiquitin-protein transferase activity
Source: RefSeq, a predicted model, not a curated record